AUGGCGUCCGCGUCCCUUGACACAUCGCCCUUCUCGUCGACAUCAUACAAACCAAAGUAUGAUACCUGGCCGUACAAUGACUCGGACUUCGUUCGCUACGAUGAAAAUGAUGAUGGCGUGUUCUACCGCCAACCGCGAUUAGUUACGCACAUCGAUGAUCCAAGCAUAGCGCGAUUGACGCAGUACUACGACACCGUGUUGCCGAAAACUGGGCGGAUAAUGGAUAUGUGCACGAGCUGGAAGAGCUUUUACCCGUCCUCGGUCAAGGAAGCGAUACAGAAAAAGGACUUGGAGGUCUAUGGUGUGGGGCUCAAUGCGGAGGAGAUGGCGCUGAAUGGCGUGUUUAUGGGCCCGGAUCGCUGGCGCGUUAUGGAUCUGAACAAGCCGCCGCACGAUGUACGUGCUGCGUGGGAAGGAGGACAGGAUAUGCAAUUUGAUGCAGUGACGUGUGUGGUAAGUAUCGACUACUUGAAUAAACCACUUGAGGUUUGUCGAAAGCUUCUGGAAGCUACGCAUGAGGGUGGUACCGUUCACCUUGUCAUAAGCAACCGCUGUUUCCCUAACAAGGUGGUCAGGAGGUGGAUGAUGCUUGAUGAGCGGUCGAGACUAGAGUUUGUUGGCGAUUACCUCCACUUCGAGGGCUGGAAAGAUGUGGAGAUUGUGGAUCUCUGUGCGAAAGACGAGAGUGGGAUGAGGAUUACGGACGAUCAAGGGACGGUGUUGUUAAGGAGUCCGUAUCUACCGGAUCAUCUGGAUCCACUGUGGGUUGUUAGGGCGAGGAAGGAGACUUCAGGGACAGCUAAAUAG
Alternaria postmessia is the source of this 807-nucleotide messenger RNA. RefSeq lists its product as uncharacterized. Bases 1 to 807 code for a protein of 268 amino acids. Lineage: Eukaryota; Fungi; Ascomycota; Dothideomycetes; Pleosporales; Pleosporaceae. The transcript has 2 exons. The record is from RefSeq and is a predicted model, not a curated record.